Microthlaspi erraticum is the source of this 318-nucleotide messenger RNA. The record is from the annotation of a GenBank genome assembly. NCBI's taxonomy places the organism in Eukaryota, Viridiplantae, Streptophyta, Magnoliopsida, Brassicales, Brassicaceae.
AUGGAUACCAGUUACAAGAACCAGUUGCCUCUUGUUCAAGUCCAGGAUGGAGAAGUAGACUUUUUCUUCAAUGGACGUGAUGAUGAAUCAGAAUACGACUCUCAAGAUUCAAACGCUGAGGAUUAUGCAAUGAACCAGUACCGAGAAGGAAACCUACGAGAGAUGAGUGAAUCCUCAGAUGAACCACAAGACGAGGAGACUUCUGAAACCUCUGAAGAAUCACAAGACGAAGAGACUUCUGACGCCUCAGAUGAAUCACAAGACGAGGAGACUUUAAAACGACAUGUGGGAAUGCUCCUUGGAGACGACAGAGUUUGA